This is a messenger RNA of Tinamus guttatus (white-throated tinamou), 3663 nucleotides long. NCBI's taxonomy places the organism in Eukaryota, Metazoa, Chordata, Aves, Tinamiformes, Tinamidae. The record is from RefSeq and is a predicted model, not a curated record.
UGUCUUGGUGUUCGUAGUGUGAAUUCUCAAUUUCUGGAAGCCUACCAGAAAGAAGAAAAAUGUGGGGAGACCAUCGGCAAGGCAACAGAAUGGGGUCAUAUCGUGGGAGCCAAGAAGAAAGGUUUGCUCCCGGGUGGAACAGGGAAUAUCCUCCUUCCCUUGAUAGUCUUGCUCAAGAAAGACACUCUGGCAACUUCUCUGGCAGAGAAUCACUUCCUUUUGAUAUCCAGGCACUCGCAGGCCUCCUCAAUCCUCAGUUUGCCAACAGAGAGGAACCUUCUUUCAGCUUUGGAGCUAGAGAUGGACCACGUAGUGACUACAGAGGUGGGGAGGGGCCCCGUGAUUUCAGGAGCAGAGAUUACCCACCUCCUGACUUCCAGAGCAGAGAGGAUUCGCAGUUGGAUUUCAGAGGUAGGGAGCCACCCUCGUCCGAGUUCAGGGGCAGGGAUAUGUACUCUGGAGACUACCGGGAAAGGGAAGGGCCCCCCAUGGACUUCAGGGGUGGGGAUGUCCCUUCAGUGGACUAUAGGAACAGGGAGACGUUCCGCGUGAACUACAGGGAUAGGGAAGUGCAUAACAUGGAUUACAGGGGCAGGGAUGAGCCUCCAUCAGACUUCAGGGGAAGAGGGUCUUUUGAUCUGGACUUCAGAGGCCGAGAUGGUUCUCACUCAGACUUCAGGGCCAGAGAUGUGUCCGAGUUAGACUACAGGGGCAGAGAGCCCCCUUACUCAGACUUCAGAAAUAGGGACGUACCUGAUUUGGACUUUAGGGGUGUGGGUUCCUCUGAUUUGGACUUCAGAAACAGAAACGCACCAUCAUCAGACUUCAGAAAUAGGAGCAGAUCCCGAUCCGAUCAGGAUUUUAGGAGCAGAGAUGUGCCUCCUCCUAUGGACUUUUCAGAUAGGGAAAUGCCUCCUGUGGAUCAAAACCUUGUAGACUUUAGGCGCAACCAACCCGCUCUACCUUUAGCGGAAAGAGAGGGCUCUGGUUUAAGCACCAGCAAGAGAGAGGACCCUGCGCUUUGUCUAGAUAGAGCUCCCUUUGGUAGCCAAAAAGGAGAAUUUCAACAUUCGGAGACACCAGCCAGAGAAGAGGAAUCCCUUGGAAUGGGUCUUGAAGACGACGCUUCACACAAUUUCCAAAAUAGCCGUGGGCCUCGUCCUACUCUUCAGGACCAAGAGGAGCAGCAGCCUCAGAGCUUUGCUAACAAGCAGCAGCAGCAGCUUUCUGGGGGGGAGCAGCAAAGAUCCGAUUCUGAUCUUGGGUUAAAGGGCGAAGGUGACCUCGAUUUCCUUGGAAGGCAAGACACGGACUACCGAAACAUCGAGUAUCGCGAUGUGGAUCACCGGCUGCCGGGACAGCAGAUGUUUGAUUAUGAACAUGGCAAGUCCUUCUCAGAAGGAAAACCCAGCAAAGAUUCUAGGCUCUGUAAGAGCCUUCAGGACCAAGAUUACCGGACCUGCCCCAAGUACGUGAAGCCAAGCAAGCUCAUUCGGCUCGGAGGAGUGCCUGAGACUGCCACAAAGGAUGAUAUUCUCAAUGCUUUCCGUGGGCCUGAUGGGACGCCUGUGAAAGACUUGCGACUCAAAGAUUACAGUUCAGGUUACGACUAUGGCUAUGUCUGCGUGGAGUUUUCACUCUUGGAAGAGGCCAUCGGAUGCAUGGAAGCCAACCAGGGAACCCUCUCGAUUGGCGGCAAGGAGGUGACCCUGGAGUACACGCCGUGCCCGGAGUUCUGGCGCUGCAAGCGUUGCAAGGUGUGUACCGUGGGCUACCGCUCCUCCUGCUCCUACUGCAAGCUGCCGAGAGACGGGAGCAGAGCAGGCCCCGAGUCCAGAGGUGGCCCUGAGGGAGAGGACACGCUGGCUGAGCAGGAAUUCACAGAGACAAAGCUUGAAAAACCUGAGCAAGAGCUGUCAGGACAGCCAGAAUCUCCCAAGCAGCCUCUCCAGCCCACAGCUCCCGCUCCACAGCCGGAGUGCCAGCCUCAGGAACAGGAGCCCAGGAAGAGAGAUGAAGGGAGAGAGCGGCGGCCCUUGCAGGAGAAGAGACGGGACGUGGACCGGCACCAGGACCUGCCUGCCCAGAGAGAAGCAGAGGAAACGACGCCGCAGGACGGCGGAGGAAGCCGAACAAUCAUGCUGAAGCGGAUCACGCGCUUCACGCCGCCCGAGGUGAUCGUGGGGCUGCUGGCGCCCUACGUGCGGCUCUCCACGUCCAGCGUGCGCAUCAUGAAGAACAAGGCCGGCCGCAUGGGGCAGACCUACGGCUUCAUCGAGCUGGAGUCGCACGCUGAAGCGCUGAGGUUGCUAAAGAUCCUGCAGAACCUGGAUCCCCCAAUCUGCAUCGACGGGCGCACGGUGGAAGUGAACCUUGCUACAGGCAGGAGACGGAACGACUAUGGGGAUCACGGUGACAAUUCCUACUACGGCCCGGGCAGAAGAGGCAUGAGGGACAGGAGAGGCGGCGAAUCGCAGAGAUGCACCAGAGCACAGUCUCCAUCAGAUGUGUCCACAUACAUUUAUGAUCCUGAAACUGGGAAUUACUAUGAUCCCAUAGCUGGGACGUACUAUGACCCCAGGACUCAGAGAGAUGUGGUGAUAGACCGAGACGCCUGCUCGUCACCUACGGAGAGCCGGAGGCGGCGGCAUGGGAGCCAGGAGAGGACGAAUGAAAGGAAGGAGCCGCACGGCAGGGACAACAGGGACAGGAAGGAGAAAGGGAAACAUACUUCUGCUAAGAAUGAGCCAAGAGAGGAGAGGUUCUUUGCAGAAGAUGUCUUUAAAAAGCCCUUACCUCCCUCUAUGAAAAAGGACGAGAGUGCAAGCCUGAAUGAGCCUGGAGAGGAGAAGUUCUCUGCAGAAGAUGUCUUCAAAAAGCCCUUACCUCCCUCCGUGAAAAAGGACGAGAGUGCCGCCCCGCCCAAGGCGCUGAACCCUCUCAUAGGCCUUCUGGGCGAGUAUGGAGGCGACAGUGACAAUGAGGAGGAGGAGGAAGAGGAGGAGCAGGAGCAGUGGCUGGGGACGGCGCCGCGCGAGGAGCCGCCGAGGCCGGCCAAGGCGGGCGACGACAAGCUGACCGACUGGAACAAGCUGGCCUGCCUGCUCUGCAGGAGGCAGUUUCCCAACAAGGAGGUGCUCCUCAAGCACCAGCAGCUCUCCAACCUCCACAAGCAAAACCUGGAGAUCCACAUGAAGAUCAAACGGUCUGAGCAGGAACUGGCCUAUUUGGAGAAGAGAGAGCGUGAGGGGAGAUACAAAGACAAGGGAAAUGACCGGAGAGAGAAAUACCAGCAGAUGGAUUCCCCGGAGAGGAAGCGAUUCCGACACGACCGGGACUCCGAGAGUGACUACGACCCAAGGGUUGAUGGUGACAGCAAAGGAAACCGAAUGUUGCAGUCCCCCGGCUGGAAGAAAGGCCUGGGCUACAACCAGCAGGGCACGGCCUCGCCGGCAGAGGUGGAAAACCAGAAGGGAGUUGGCUUCGGAGCCCAAGGGAAGGCCGGCAAGAGGCAGUCCAACGAAACAUACCGUGACGCCGUCCGGAGGGUCAUGUUUGCCCGCUACAAGGAGCUUGAGUGAACGGCGGAGGCUGCGCCAGGCCUGUCCCUCUCCAUCUCUGUCUCUCUCUCUCUCUCUGUGUCAUGUUUUCUUGGGGGUUGGG